AUGGCUAACACAAGACAGGUCUUCUACAAGACAGCCCACUCCUUCGCCCUCGUCAACCUCAAGCCUUUGCUCCCAGGCCACGUCCUCAUCUGCCCUCUCAAGCCUCACAAGCGCCUCACAGACCUCCCGCCAGCGGAAGUAACAGACCUCUUCACCACGACGCAGCUCGUGCAAAAAAUGCUCGCGCACCGCUAUUUCCCUUCCUCGUCAGGCACGCCGGCUGCCCCGGAGGCAGGCUCCUUCAACAUAGCCGUGCAGGACGGCGCGGACGCGGGCCAGACGGUUUCACAUGUUCACGUACACAUUAUCCCGCGCGUACCCGGCGAGACAGCGAAGGACGACUCAGGACCGAGGGAUGAGAUUUACGAGCAGAUGGCGAGCGAGGAGGGCAACAUCGGGGGUGCGCUGUGGGAUGCGGAAAUUGGGAAGAGACCCGAGCCCGGGGGCAAGUUUGCGAGAAUUGAGGAUGCGAUGAGGACGGCGAGAAGUAUGGAGGAGAUGGUUGCGGAGGCUGAAUUGUACCGGGGCUUGUUGAAGGAGAUGGAAGCUGCUGGUGAGAGGUAG
Molecule: messenger RNA, 564 nt
Organism: Colletotrichum aenigma
Lineage: Eukaryota; Fungi; Ascomycota; Sordariomycetes; Glomerellales; Glomerellaceae
Product: Bis(5'-nucleosyl)-tetraphosphatase
Exons: 1
Coding region: 1-564 (187 amino acids)
Molecular function (GO): catalytic activity
Source: RefSeq, a predicted model, not a curated record